This is a messenger RNA of Uranotaenia lowii, 1863 nucleotides long. RefSeq names its product heparin sulfate O-sulfotransferase-like. Gene Ontology annotation, molecular function: heparan sulfate 2-sulfotransferase activity. The record is from RefSeq and is a predicted model, not a curated record. Gene Ontology annotation, cellular component: membrane. NCBI's taxonomy places the organism in Eukaryota, Metazoa, Arthropoda, Insecta, Diptera, Culicidae. The transcript has 3 exons. Bases 285 to 1370 code for a protein of 361 amino acids.
AAAAUAAACAAAAAAAAUCAGAAAAAAUCACCACAAGCUUGAAGACGAGCAAAAUAAAAAAUAAUAAUCUAAUCGGUUUUAUUCAGCUGUUACAAUAUUUAUUGUCCUGUUAUCACUACGCGUAGAUACUAUGAAGUAAUCGCUCUAUGUAAAGUAGUAAAAUGUGCGCGCCUCAAGUGCUCGGGUAGCGCGGCGUUUGUGAAGAACUUACUGACAUUUUUCAAGCUUAAAAAAAGAUCCCUCUGCUGUGUCCCACCCUGAUCCGGUUUCAUCUCAAAGGGACGAUGCUGACGACCAAAUUCUUUUUUAUGCUGAUCCUGGUUGCUGCAGCAUUGCUUUUUUUCGUCCUAUUUCAUUGGUUUGCUGCUCAACAGCUGGGUCCGGAAGAAAAGUACCAUCAAAGUAAUGCAGUAUUCUACGAUCGCAUCCAAUCAAACCGUAAUUGGCAAACGAUGAGCCACUCGGAUGAUCCAUCGCUGCAGACCGUAAAUUUUGAUGAGCAGCUUGUCAUCAUCUACAAUCGCGUUCCGAAAACUGGUAGCACCAGCUUUGUCAAUUUGACGUACGAUCUUUGCCGGAAGAAUGCCUUUCAUGUGCUACACAUCAACAUCACGGCCAAUAUGCAUGUAAUGUCCCUACCGAAUCAGAUACGCUUUGCGCGAAACGUCACAGCAUGGAACGCCAUGAAGCCAGCUUUCUAUCACGGCCAUUUAGCCUAUCUGGACUUCGCGCGAGCGGGAGUUCCCGGGUUCAAACCGUUGUACGUAAACCUGAUUCGGAAACCGUUGGACCGAUUGGUAUCCUAUUACUAUUUUCUAAGGUAUGGGGACGAUUAUCGGCCACAUCUGGUUCGCCACAGGGCUGGAGAUACGAUGUCAUUUGACGAAUGCGUUGCCCGACAGAAACCGGACUGCGAUCCGAAUAACAUGUGGUUGCAGAUUCCGUUCUUCUGUGGCCAUGGUGCUGAAUGUUGGAAACCCGGGAGCCAAUGGGCCCUGGAAGAAGCUAAACGCAAUCUUAUCAACGAGUACUUCCUCGUUGGUGUUACUGAAGAGAUGGAGGAGUUUGUCGAACUUUUGGAGCUGGCCUUGCCUAGGUUCUUUCGCGGGGCAUCGGCUCAUUUUGCCAAUUCCAACAAGUCGCACCUAAGGAAAACGAAAUCGAAGAUAGAUCCGUUGCCGGAAACGGUGAAAAAGAUCCAGCAAUCGAUCGUGUGGCAGAUGGAAAACGAACUGUACGAGUUUGCCCUGGAACAGUUUCACUUCGUUCAGAAGAAACUUCGAACGCCAGGUAAGUCAACGUUGCAGGAUUUUUUCUAUGAAAAAAUUAAACCUAAUCAAAUCGUGCCCGCCGCAGCUGGCACAAACUAAUUGAGUAGACAAUUUAGGUAUGUACCUUCUUAAGGUUGGGAUUCUCAACAACACGAGGGAAGGGGAGAACAGGGACGGUGGUCUGAUAAUAAUCUCAGUCAGGAAACGCAUUUCGGUGAGGAAGGAUCGAACUCGACUGUAGUAACAUAGCGCUGUUGAUUAGUUUUAAAAGUUUCGGUUAUAUAUGUGUACUUUCAGGGUAGUAAAUUUUAGGUUAAUAGAAAAAACAAAACAUUAAUUGUUUUUUUCGAAUUGUGAACUUUCUCUGUAAUGUUAAAAUUUUAGACAAAUUCAUUCCAGAAAACAAACCACUAAACGUACGAGGAAAAUCUUAAUAUUAUUUUUUUUAUAUAGACAAGCAACAGCUACACCAUUCAAAGAAAAAAACCUAAUACGUAUGCUAAUUUAUCAACAUUUAUAAUUUCACAUACUUAUCGAGUUCCACUAGUUGACUCAAUCAAAAACCAUUAACAACUUUCAAGAAAGACAUUUU